This is a messenger RNA of Juglans microcarpa x Juglans regia, 1851 nucleotides long. RefSeq lists its product as uncharacterized. Bases 414 to 1433 code for a protein of 339 amino acids. NCBI's taxonomy places the organism in Eukaryota, Viridiplantae, Streptophyta, Magnoliopsida, Fagales, Juglandaceae. The record is from RefSeq and is a predicted model, not a curated record. The transcript is spliced from 7 exons.
UUUCCCAAUCCUCGAGAACCUCGGGACCAGUCUCAAACUUCCCAGACACGCAGCCCAAGGGACUAAAAUGAUAAAUUCUUUCUGUAGUUAGAGCGAAAGCCACCAGCUUUUGAAACCUGCUCUUCUAUUUCUCUCACAGAGGCGCUUCCAAUUAGCCAAGAAAAACUAUACUUAUUGCUAAUUGGCAAUAGGUAUGGGUUGAUGAGAACAUUGUUGAUGAGAACAUUUUUCAUUGCUUAAUCACAAGUCAAAAUGAUCUAGAAGCUUCUUUGGUCUAUGGUUGAUCUUGGGUUGUUGCAAAAGGAGGCUUGAAGAAAAUGUCUUGGCUAACCUUGAAGCUUGCACCUUAGAGUCUUGUCAAUGUACUGAUAUCCUAAAUAGAAGACAAGAGGAGUUGACUUGCGAGACAUUUUAUGUGCCAAGUCUUGCGGGACUGGCACAUGUUUCAAGAGUUAACUUGUGAGACAUCUUUAUGUGCCAAGCCUUGUGGGAGUAACACGUAUCAAUUGAUGCUCAUAUAUACUGGGACCAAUAUCAAGGACACAUGGGUUUUCAUGAUGGUUCAACAAACAAUAGACUCUAAAUUCAUUGAAUAUGGGAUGGGAAGUACUGAAAAUGACUUGCCUACUUGUGAUAAGCAACUGUCUGUUGCUGUAAAGAAGACAGCUUUGAGAGAUCUGCAGAAUGAUAAUAGAAUUAUGAUGCCCAACUCUACUGAAAACUCUCCACUUCUGAAGGAUAGAAAUCCAAUUAGUGAUGCCCUUGAAGUUUCUGGUGCCAAGAAGCCCUCACUUGAGUGCCCUGAAAGCCCCCCUCAAUACCAAUCUCCAAGCAGCAAUGCUGCAAAUGGGCAUCUUGUCUAUGUCCGUAGAAAAUCUGAAGCAGAACUAGGCAAGAGCAGCACUGGUGAUAGCACAAGCAUUAAUGCCGAAUGCCUGCAGUCAAGGAAACUCAAUCACCAGGAGGAGACCACCCGACCCAAAUCCCAGAUGGAGCCAAAGGUCUCUUGUUUUCCGGCAUUUGCUCCUCUUCCAAUGGUGGCAUCCAUGAGCUCAUCUGGAAAACCUUCAGUUCCUCGUAAUCUUGGGAAGCCUGGUAUGACGUUAGCACCAGUAGAGCCCAAUGACCAUCCUGUUGCUUCAGCUGCCCCGUUGUUAAGUAAUCCAAAGGGAUCAUGGGAAGAGCGAUAUCAUCAACUGAAGAUGUUCUUAAGAAAAUUGGACGAAGCCGAUCAAGAGGAAUAUCUCCAGAUGCUUCGCUCGUUCUCUCCAGUUGAACUCAGCAGAUAUGCUGUUGAGGUGGAAAAGAGAUCGAUUCAGCUUUCACUGGAGGAAGCAAAAGAGUUGCAGCGGGUAACUGCUUUGAAUGUCCUGGGAAAAUGUAUAAUGGAUUUUAAAGCAGCCUCAACUCAUCAAGACCGUUUAGAGAAUUGAGAGGACAGGGUGAACACUAUAUAUGUGUUGGGCAAAGAUAGUUUGCAGACAACCCGUCCUUAACUCUCUUUUUUCUCCCUCUUCCCAGGCUUCUCCGCUGUGCUCAUCCUCCCACUUUGGUUGGUACUCACUGUAAUAUUGUGAUUGCCACUGUAAUUUUCCAUGUCUAGUAGUGAGAUGCUGUGGACAAUAUGAAAUAUUGUUACUGCGUUAGUGUUUAGAGAGAAGGAUAUAGAAAAACAAGUGUUUAACUGUGAUGCAUUGCUUCUGUUUCCACUGGGGGCCGUAUCUUUUGUAUAUAAAUGCAAGUUCAGAGUAAGUCAUUGCUUGUAAUUUUUCUUUUUAAUCGAGACAAAUUGAUUAUUUUUUGAAGUUGGGAUGGUGAAAAAAGAGAGGUGAGGGGCUAUAAUUGGAGAUU